Closterium sp. NIES-67 is the source of this 7374-nucleotide messenger RNA. NCBI's taxonomy places the organism in Eukaryota, Viridiplantae, Streptophyta, Zygnematophyceae, Desmidiales, Closteriaceae. The record is from the annotation of a GenBank genome assembly.
UUGAUAGUGGAAGAACGGCAGUUGUACGGGACGAAGAGCCGGAUUCGGCAGCUGUGGCUGCCUGUGCGCAGGUUGGCUCAGGAGAUCAGGGGGUUGAGGCAUCAGUGCCUGGAUCUGAUCCCACGGGGGCAAAGGAGGCCGCUGCCAUCACCACCACCACCGCCACUGCCAUCACCACCACCACCGCCGCUGCCUUCAUCACCACCAAAUCCACUUCCGCCACCAAAGCAGCAUGCAGGCGGGAUCUAGGUCCCCCUGCUGACGACACCAAGGUGAUCAUGGCGACGGUGCGGUCAGCGUUUCUCGGCCUGGCGUCCAUCCUGGCUGUAGCGGCGGCAGCAGCGUCCGCUACAGCCCCCUCCUCCCGCACUUCCGCCCCCACCUACCUCUCCUCCGCUGUCUCUCGGGACGUGGCCCGCUUCCUCCUGUCUCACUUGCAUCCCGACUGCACGCUGCCCCUGCCUCCUUUUUAUGACCCUGACUCAGCAGCUGCAGCUGCUGUUGCUGCUGGUGAUAGCGCUGGUGAUUCUGGUGGUGCGGGUGGUAGUGAUGGUGGUGCAGGUGAGCUCAAUGCCCCUUCCUUGAUUACCGAUCUAAGCGCCCGUUUUGCAACAGCAGAUGGGGUGGCAGCAGCAGCAUCAUCAUCAUCAUCAGCAGCAGCAGCAGCAGCAGCAGCAGCAGAUGGUAAACGGGGAGUUUCCCCUGAAUCUGGCACUUCUUACGAUGCUGAUAAGCACAGGAACAGCAGCAGCAGCAGCACAGCAGUAGGGUUACCACCAGACCCAGGCUCGGACGGAGGCCUGGAGCUGACCUCAGGCCCGGAGCUAGCCUCGGUAAAGCAGAUCGUGGCAGCGGCAGUGGUUCGGGCGAUGCAGCUACAGCCGGAAGCGAUGCUUGGGGCGGCGAUAGAGCAGGCACGGACGGGGGGAAGCGGAGGGGUGGGGAGGAGUGGUGAGGGGCAGAGAGGCAAACAGGCGAUCUCUUUUCUGCUACAGGUGACUGCCCCUCGGGAGGUUGCGGGUUUAACUGGGGAGGGGGAAUCUGAGGGUAUGGAGGGUAGGAAGGCAAAGAGGGUUAAAGUAGGUGAGGAGGAGAGGAGGGGGGAGGAGGGAGGAGCGGAUGGAGGGGUGGAAGGGAGAGCAGGGGACGAGAGGGAAGAGGAGGAGGAGGGGGAAAGGGACAAGGGGAUGGCUGCCGGUGUAAAUGAAAAGGACUUCGGUCCUGGUGUUGGAAAGGGGGGCGGAAAUGGUGGGGACAGCGAUUCGAACAAGAAAGAGGAGGGAGCGAAGGACGAGGACGAGGGCGAGGAGGAGGCAGAGCAGGUGGGAAACGCGGAGGGGGAGAAAACGAAGGAUGGCUUUAGGGAGGAGAAGGAAGGUGGGAGGGAGAGGAGGGAGGAAUCGGAGCGGGGAGAGGAAUCCAGCGAGAGGGAGAGCGCUAGGAGCAAGCGGAAGAGGGCGAGGGAGCAGUCCAGCAUGGCCUUUCAGGCUCUGGAGGGACGUCCGGAGUCGCUCCGGUGGCUCGCUGCGGUGCUGCAGCAGGUUCGGCGAAGUGGCUCGGCGGCCAUAGACUCCCUGGGGGACUCCUGGUACUCUCUCCAGUCGCUGCUGGCUUCCCUAAGGGAUGCUUCUGCUGCCUCUGCUGCGGCGGCUGCUGCUACUGCUAUGGCUGGUGCCGCUUCUGCUGGUGGUGCUGCUGGUGCUGGUGGUGGUGUUAAAACUGGUGCUGGUGGUGGGGUUGGUGACAGGGGCGAGGGAGAGAGGGACGAGAGGGGCGGAGGGGGGAAGGACCAGCAACAGAGGGAAGCCGAGAGGGUUGGGGCGACAGGAGGAGCAGGAGUGGCAGCUGGUGCUGGUGCUGGUUCAGGUGCUGGUUCAGGUGUAUCUGGGUGGUCGUGGGAUGGGGAGGUGUUUACGGUGACCCGGUUUCUAGAGCUCACUUUCUGCUCCGAGGCGGGGACGCCUCUCCCGGUGGAAGGCUUAUCUGGGGAAGGCCAUCGGACGGUGCUGCGAUCACUCUUCGAGAAAUUCGGCCCGGUGGAUGACGUGUGGAUUGUGGGCGGAGGGGGCGGAGGGGGAGGAGGGGGAGGAGGGGGGGGAGGCAGGGACAUUGGUGGGCCGGUGCAUGUGACUGUAACGAUGGUGACUGUACGGGAGGCGGUGAGGGCGAGGGAGGGGUUGAACGGGGUGGUCCUUUGGGGGAGGAGGCUGCAAGUGCGCUUUGGGGAUGGGCCCGGGGGAGGUUUACCUGGGGGCGGGUUGGUGGCACGAGAGAGAGGAGAGACAGGAACAGAGGGGAGGGAGCGCGAUGGUGACCGGGAUAGCCAGCGAGAGGGGAGAGAUAGCCUUCGGGUGCUCGGGCUCAGAGACAGUGGAGGAGUGAGGCAGACUGGCUUCUCUCCGAGUCUCAUAAACUCUCCCCUGGGCUUGGUUGCUGGUGGCCGGAGAGGUUUGGGUCUCCCUAUAGGCGCUGCUGCUGCUGCUGCGGCGGCUGCUGCUGCUGCUGCUGCUGCUGCUGCAGGGAGGGGUUUAGGGUUAGGGUUUCUGGGGGCGCAUAUGGGGGGGUUUGCAGGGGUGGGGGUUGGUAUGGGGGGAGAGAGAGGGGUGGAGAUGGGGCGAGCAGGCACCCCUCCCCUUCCUCCUCCUCUUACUCCUGCUGCUGCUGCUGCUGCUGCUGCUGCUGGUAGUGCUGGUGCUGCUGAAGCCUUGCCGCCCGCUUCUCGGCUGCACGUGUGGGUGGGCGGCGUGAACAGUGCCAGUGCGAAGGAGAGCCUGCUGCAGCGGCUGGCAUUCGCUGGCGUCCCGCCGCCCGCCCACGUGUCCGUCCUAGUCAGCGCCAGCGCGCUGCUCCUGGAAUUCAGGAGGCAGGAAGAUGCGAACAUGGCACUGAUGUUCUUAAAACGAGGGGUGGUGCCAGCAGCAGGGGGAGGGACAGGAGGGGCAGGAGGGGUAGGAGGAGAGGGGGAAGGUGGGGGGGAGAGUGGGUAUGUGCGUGGUGGGGCUUCGGAUGGUGGUGAUGGUGGGGGUGACAGUGGCAUAGGAGGUGCUUUCAGGAGGGGGGGGAGUAGGGAGAGAGGUUUUCCUCCAGCAACGACUCCUCCUCUGUCUGCCACAGCAGCAGGAGGUUCACCAUCGCCAUCGCCAUCACCAUCGCCAGCAGCAGCUGCUGGUGGCUUUGGGGGUUUUCCUGGCACUGCCAUUCAUUCUUCCGCUGCUGCUGCUGCGGCAGCUGCUUCAGCUGCUGCUGCCGCUGCUCUCUCCCCGUCUCUCCGUGGGUCAGCAUCCGCCACUCCCCCGUCAGCCGCCCCACCAGCAGCACGAGCAGCAGCAGCAGCAGCAGCAGCAGCAGCAGCAGCAGCAACACCAGGCACACCAGCAACACCAGCCACACCAGCUGGAGUGGGGUUCACUCCUACCCACACAACAACCCAGCAGGCACUUGCAGCGGCUGUAGCAGCAGCAGCAGCCAACACCCCUGGGGCUCAGGCUGUAGCAGCGGCAGCAGCAGCCGCAUCAGGGAUGACUUCAGCACUGGUGAUGGGCGGCCCGUCUGCUGCCCGGCAUCUAUGGGUGGGGAAGAUCGAUCCGACGGUCCCCGAGCACGAGAUCUUGUCGGCCUUUGCGCAGUACGGCGAGAUCACGAGCUGGCGCUUUGUCAAGCCGCCAGCUCAGCAAGAGGCGGCAGGGGUGGCAGGGGUGGCAGGGGUGGCAGGGGCAACAGGGGCUGCUGCUGGUGGUGGCAGUGGGUUCAGUGGUGGGGAAAGUGAUGGGGGUGGUGCAGGAGGAGCGGGAGGAGGAGCAGAAGGGGCGAGGGGUCAAUCUGGGGCUGCUCUCGUGUCGGCUUUCAUUGAUUUCCGAUCGGCAGAGUCUGCUAUUCUUGCUCGGUCCCGACUUAAUGGCGCGCGAUACGGCUCCUCCUGCAUGCAGGUGGAGUUCAAGCACGCAGCAUCGCGGGCAGCGUCCUCUCCCCAGCAGCCCGCCUCCUCCCUCUCCCACCUGCAGCACCUGCAAGCCCUCUCCUCUUCCCCCGCCGCCCGCCUCAUGCCCCUCGCCUUCCUCCCCCUCUCAGGCCUCCCCUCCCGCCUCCCCUUCACCCCUGGUGCCGCCCACAGCCUCGCCGCCCACUCUGCUGCCGCCCAGUCCGCUGCCAGCCUCAGGUUCCUCCGAACCAUGGGUGCAGGCCUGGGCGGAGGCUUGGGAGGAGGUUCGGUGCCAGGUUUGGGUUCCGGGCUGGGCUUGGGUGGAGGUGUGGCAGGGACAGGCGAGGGUGGAGCACGAGAGAGGGACCAAGAGGGGGGAGGAGGAACAGCAGCAGCAGGCGCGGCAGGCAUACCAGGAAGCGGAGUAGGAGGAUUGAGUACUGGCGGAAUGGGUUCAGGAAUGGGUGGGGGAGUGGGAGGCGGACUGGGCACAGGAAUGGGGACAGGAAUGGGGACAGGAAUGGGGACAGGUUUGGGUGCAGGAGGAGUGGUGUACGGGACAGGAGGCAAGGAGCGCGUGCCCACAAGCACCCUCUGGAUGGGCAUAUCCGAGCAGGCGAUCUCCACCCAGUCAGCAGCCAGUGCAGCAGCAGCAAUGGCGGCUUUCAGCCUGUCCGAGUCCGAGCUGCAGGGGAUAUUCACAGCGGCGGCGGGGGGUCGGGGGUAUGUGACGCGGGUGAGGAGUGCGCGGUCCAUGAGGGGUCCGUGCCGGUUCAUCGAGUUUGAUCGCGUGGAGGCUGCGGCUACAGCUCUCACGAACAUCGUGAUUUCGGAGAGAUUCGAUUCAGCUGUGCAAGUUGAAUUCAGCAAUUCGGCCCUAUCGCUGCAGCAGGCAGAGCAGCAGCUAGCUGCAGGCAACAUUGCAGCAGCUGCAGCCGCGGCUGCAGCGGCCGCUGCUGCUGCGGCCGCCGCUGUUUCAGGCACCUCUGCUUCGCACUCUGGCGCCGCUGCUGGCAGUAGUGCACCUGCUGCUUCUGCUGGUGGUGGUGGUAAUAUUGUUACACAGGAGGGUACUCCUAGGCUCACGGCAAGUGGCAGUGGUAGCAGAUGGGAUAUCAGGGAACCCCCCCACCCGCACAUCCCCUCCUCCUCCGCCUCUCUCCCAACCCAUCCCUCCCACCUCGUGGGCCCCGUUCGAGGCAGACUGCCAGGUGUUACGACAGGUGUCGCAACAGGUGUAACAUCAGGUGUAACAUCAGGCGCAGCGGCAACAGGAGCAAUAUCAACGCCCCCUUCCUUUGGAUCCGUAGGGUCGGGGAACAGCGGAAGGGCAGCAGAUGGCUCUACUGCUGGGGCGACUGCAGCAGGGCAAGUAACGGGGUUAGGAGGAGCAGUGGCAACAGCAGCAGCAGUAGCAGCAACAGCAGUAGGGACCGCCUUCCCCUCUCUGCCUCCUCCUCCCCCCUUUCCCCCUCCUCCCCCCGCUGCUCCAUCUGCCGCCGUUCCUCUCCCCCCCACUGCCGCCCCUGUCACUCCUCUCCCCCCCCUCCCUCCCCCAGCAUCUACUGUUCCUCUCACGGAACCAUCAGCCGGUGUGGGGGGGUCAGCUGAGGGAAGGGAGGGGAGAGGGGCUGGGGAACGAGGAGGGAUUGCAGUGGGUGGUGUUGGGGGUCCUCUGUCUUUUUCGGGUAUGGUCAUGGGGGCAGGUAGCGCACAGGAGGGCACAGCAACACAGGAAGGAGGGGGGACGCAGGAGGAGACAGAUAUGGAUUUUGAUGAUGAUGAAGAUGCAACUAUACGACACGUCUCCAUGCCACACACUUCUGCCUCCCAACCCCCGGUUUCUGUUUCACUAACCUCCCCUCCUCGCUUUCCUACGACACCACUGCCACCCGCGCCGCCUCCUCCUCCGCCCCCGCCUCCACCACUUGAGCCCCCGGCACUGGAGCCUUCGGCUGUUCUUCCUGUUCCCCCUCCUCCCCAUCCCGCUUCCUCUCCUCUUCCAGCCCCACCUGCUGCAGCUGCUGCUGCCGCUUCUGCUGCUGCUGGUGCUGCUAUUGCCGGUGUUUCUGCUGCUGCGGGUGUUGCGCCUUUGGAUCAGGAGAGAGGGGCUGAGAGGGAGAAGGACGGUGGAGGGGGCGCAGAGGGGAAGAGAGAUGACGGUCAGAGGGAGGGGGGAAGGAGGAGGAGCAGCAGCAGCAGCAGAUGGUGCUUCAGGAGCUGCAGGCGCAGAGGCAUCAGCAGCAGCACCUGCAGCUGUCGCUGCUGCCGCGCUUUGCUCUGUGCAAGAGCGGGGUGAUGUACUGCCACGUGGCCGCUGCCAGGCAGCAGGUCAGGGGGAGCCGCUACGACGUCUCUCACACUGCAGGGCAACACGAGCCUCUGGGGUGGCCUGAUAAGCUAGAUGUGACCAAGCGGGCAGAUUUCCGGGCAGUUCGGAAUACUUUCAAUGCCUGUCCCAGCUCUCGGAGGGAGGUGUGCAUUCUCUUCCCACUCCCCUCCACGUCCACCGCAUCUCGCUCAGCAGACACCGGAGGCCCUUCCUCUGGGUUCACGCGAAUGGUGGACUAUUUGCGGCAGAAGGAGCGCGCGGGGGUGGUGAAGAUCCCUCCAGCCAAUGGCGUGUGGCCACGUAUGCUCUACGUGCUGCCCUGGUCCCGAGACAUGUGCGAGCUGCUGGGGGUUACCACGGAUAGCCCUGACUGCCUCCUCGGCCUCAUACUGCCAGCCGUGCCCCUCCCUGCUCACUGAUCGCGCUUUGGGUGCACCAGAAAAGACGUGGGCUGCUGAUACCUCCACGCACACAUUUCUGUGCUCUUCGUGCUUCCCUCCCUGGUCCCGAGACAUGUGCGAACUGCUGGGGGUUACCGGUACCACUGAGGGUUACCACUGAGAGCGCUGACUGCCUGCUAGGGCUCGUAUAGCCAGCUGUUCCCCUCCCUGCCCACUCAUCUUACCACACUCAACCGCAGUCAAUCGUAGUCAGCUUGUUUCGAGAGGGGCACGGUAGCUCCACGGUCAGUCAUCCUGUGGUGGAUAUCGAGCGUUGAGGGGCACUCCUGCCUGGUAAUGUUCGCGAGGUAUUGUAUACGCUUUCUUUCGCUUGGUCAAACGAAACGUCAGCAAGUGAAUUUCGAAUGCUUUUGCACCACUCUUACUGACUCAACAAGGCGAAUUCGUGCCGCGAGCCUGAAGUGGUUACGUACGGAGUGAUUUAUGGCUCUGGUUCGUUCAUCAUUGACGGCCGCCGGCCGGUCGGAAUUGCCUGUUACAACUCACAUGACGCAACACCGCAGUGAGAUGAGAAACCACCUGAUGGUGAUUCGAUGGUGGUCAAUGGUCAUACUUCAGUGUCCCGCUCCACACCCGAUGGGUUCAUUCCACACGAUACUCCAUUCCAGGUCUCCCAAGCUAUGCGCUCUGCCUGAGGCACAUCCUGCGGGUGGAACCCAAGU